AUGCUGCAGGCGCCGCAGGGGAACCUUACGCAUGCGCUCAAGGUUGAUGGGGAGACGGGGGAGCUCGACGGACACCCGUGUUUGUCGCCUAAGGCUACUCAUAUCGAGACGUUAAUUGUGUAUGCACCUGCGUUGGCGAAUAUGCACGCAUAUUGCGUCGGCGCGGACCCGAGUGUUGCACCGAUGAUCGAUCCAAACUUCAAUGCGACGGAAGUGGAUCGCACGAUUCUGCGUGCCGGAGUACGCCAGGUGUUGCGACUAUUCAAUGAGUCUCCUCAAGGGAAGGAUAUGGUCGAGAGCGAGGCGACAGGGCCGGAAUUUAGGUCUCUUACAUUGGACUCGACAGAUGAGGAUAUUGAUGCCCAGGUGGUUGAUACGGAUCUUCGGGUGAAAGGCGUGGACGGACUGAGGGUGGUGGAUGCUAGUGUGCUGCCCUUUUCGGUGACCGGACAUUUCCAGGUGGUGACGUAUGCCAUCGCUGAGAAGGCGGCGGACCUGAUCUCUGCCUCUGCCUCUACUUAA
Molecule: messenger RNA, 522 nt
Organism: Aspergillus udagawae
Lineage: Eukaryota; Fungi; Ascomycota; Eurotiomycetes; Eurotiales; Aspergillaceae
Exons: 3
Coding region: 1-522 (173 amino acids)
Molecular function (GO): flavin adenine dinucleotide binding; oxidoreductase activity, acting on CH-OH group of donors
Source: RefSeq, a predicted model, not a curated record